AUGAAAUCUUUCAACCCGAACCUCUUCCUCCUGGUCUUCCUCCUGGCCCAGCUGGGUUCCAAGGCCGCCCCCUCAGCCUCUCCACCUCUUGACUCUGACUUUAAGGGGAUGGACCAUCCCUCUGAGACCUCCCCUGGUGCUUCUGAAAAUUCCACUAAAGAUUGGCCUAACCCAGAAUUCCCUGGGACUGUUUAUCCUGAGCCCUCUGAGACCCCUAAUACGGUUUCUCCUGAGACCUCCCACUUCGACGUCACUGAGACUCUCAAUCUUCACCUCCAAGAAACUUCAUACCCCAAGUCCCCUGAGACCCCUAAGCCUGAAUUACACACAACCUCAGUAUCAGCUCCCCUGGAUACCCCCAAAACUAACCCCUUCAAAGUGACGGAAACUUCUGAGACUCCCAAACCUGACCCGACUGGAAAUCCACACCCAAGAUCCCCUGAGACCCCCCAACCUAAUUUCUCAGAAACUUCACACCCAGAAUUUCCUGAGAUCGAAAACACUGACCCUAUACAGACUACACACCAAGAAUUCCCAGAGAAUCCUCAACUUAAUACCACUGAAGUCUCACAUGCUAAAACCCCUGAGGCCCCAAAUCCUGACGCCACCAAGGCCCUUGAUCCCAAAUCUCUAGAAACCCAGGACACUGAUACCACUGAGAUCCCAAAGUCUGAAUUUCCUGAAACAAGCCAUCCUGACCCUACUGAAACCCCCCAUCCAGAGUCCCUUGUGAUCUACUCCAGCCCUACUGACAUUCCUCAAACAGAGUCCCCCCCAACCCACUACCAAGAUGCAACAGAGAUCUCCACGACCUCUGAGCCUGAAACCUCCACUAGUCUUCACCCAGAAACGCUUAUGUCCCUCGAGGAUGAAGUCACUGCCUUAAAUGGACUGCACCUGAACCCCCCAGCAGAGACCCAUACAGCCCCACAGCCUGACCUCUCUAAACUGCCCACCUCAGAUUCUCCAGGGACCAGUGAGCUGAAGGCCCCUCAGAACUCUGGCCCUAAAGGGCCGGACACUCCUCCUCCCUCAGCCAGGAUCGCAGGUCCCCCAGUUUCUCAAGAGCUCCCCAAUCAGCAGGCCCCUGCAACACCCCGACCUCAGAGACGCAGCAGAGGUGACAGAGUCAACACUAUCAUUGUGGUGGAGCGAGUGAAAGAGACCGGGGUGACUCUGGUGGGACGCCCACGUGGCGCGACAGGAGGGGCCCUGUGCCUGUUCUUUGCGGGGACGGGGCUGCUGAUCGGCAUCUUCCUGCUGCUGUGGUGUCUCUACCGCCGGGCGGCCCAACAGCGGUCCUUCGCCCACCACCGGCUCCCGGACGGCGGGGAUGAGCCAGUCUUGCAUUUGGACACCCCGAAGGACCCCUACGACCUCUACUUUUAUGCACCGGAUGCCUGGGUCCCUUCACACAUCGCCACCAAGCAGCCCCCUCCCACACCCCCACUACCACCCAAGCUGCCCCCGCCACCACGCGGGGGUCGGCCCCAGCGCCUGGAGUCGCUGUCCCCGGCCACGCUCCCCAACAACUUCGUGUGA
This is a messenger RNA of Marmota flaviventris (yellow-bellied marmot), 1542 nucleotides long. It is a transcript of the gene Gfy, whose product is annotated as golgi associated olfactory signaling regulator. Lineage: Eukaryota; Metazoa; Chordata; Mammalia; Rodentia; Sciuridae. The record is from RefSeq and is a predicted model, not a curated record.